AUGGCAGAAAGCAUAAAAACCUGGUCAUUUACGUUUGUUGUUUGGAAAAUGAUCUCAAAAGAUAUUCUUCGCAUUUUUGCUAUGGCUGAUUUUCCUACCUUACUGUUCUGCAUCACAUCUAGCCUUGGCCAAAACGAAAAACGUCUAACUCAGCAGCAGUUUGAGCAAUACCAUAACAUGUACCGGAAAAUGUUGGUUGAAGGUUCCGUCCCAGAUCAAUCCAAAGCAAAAUAUAUGCCCAAUUUGAUUUCUGACGGGCGACUGGUCAAAGACGCCAGAAAUUGGGCAACAAGAUGUGUGUUCAAGCAUGACGACAGCUCAAAGGAUGGUGAAAAUCUAGCAGCCUCAAGCAGUCUUUCUGUGAAUCCAGUGACGCUAUGGUUUGAAGAACACAAGUUAUACAAGUUUGGGAAGGUAACCGACAAAAAUGUUCAGGAAACUGGUCACUAUACUCAGCUUGUUUGGGAAAAAACAACGCACCUGGGAUGCCAUCAACAAUUGUGCAAACCUCUGAAAGAUGGAACAGGAAAUAAAAUUGGAACGAUGUACUUUCUGUCGAUACUCCCCAAGCGGAAACUAUCUGGAUCAAGAACCGUAUCAAAGGGCGUGACGAUCUUGUCCACGGUGGCCUUGGCAAUUU
This is a messenger RNA of Opisthorchis viverrini, 640 nucleotides long. RefSeq lists its product as hypothetical. Lineage: Eukaryota; Metazoa; Platyhelminthes; Trematoda; Opisthorchiida; Opisthorchiidae. The annotation marks the transcript as partial. The transcript is spliced from 5 exons. The record is from RefSeq and is a predicted model, not a curated record. Gene Ontology annotation, cellular component: extracellular region.